Molecule: messenger RNA, 2230 nt
Organism: Syngnathus typhle (broad-nosed pipefish)
Lineage: Eukaryota; Metazoa; Chordata; Actinopteri; Syngnathiformes; Syngnathidae
Product: keratin, type II cytoskeletal 8-like
Exons: 10
Coding region: 1-1434 (477 amino acids)
Cellular component (GO): keratin filament
Source: RefSeq, a predicted model, not a curated record
AUGAGCUUGACAACGCAACUUGAUCCUUUUAUUUAUUCCAGGUGCACUGAUCCAAUCCGCCCCCUGGGGAUGGAUGGAUGGACGGAUGGACGGAUGGACGGAUGCUAUUGGCUCAUGGCUAACAUCCAACCUCCUCGGAAUUCAGUUUUUUUUUUUCUGUUGCGCUUUUUGGACUUGAAUCCCGUCCUUCCACCUUUGGAUUGGAUGCAGGCAGAGGCGGGGGGAGGCAACAAUCGUCCCAAGCCUGCUUUAAAUGGAGGUGAGCCGGUGCGGUGGAGCCAUCCCGCUCCGAUCUUCUUCCCGUGCGCGUGUCACUGCGUUCUCUCGCUGCUUGCCAUGUCCGAAGGAAGAGCUGACAGCAGCCAGUCGUCCACCCCCGACGGCGGCAGCGCGACGCCCGCCAGAAGCGACCCGAGCGACAACGUCCACUCGGCGGGCAAGUUCAGGGAAAAGGACGACAUGGUGGCACUCAACGAUAAGUUUGUCAGGUUGAUUGAAAAGGUGAAACAGCAGGAGGAUGAAAACCAAAAAUUAGACGCAAAGUUGAAGAUCCUCCGAGAGCAAGAGCCGUACGUGGCUAACAUUUCGAGCAUAGCCAUGCAACUGGAGGAGGCGCUGAAGCAACAGAUUGACCAUUUACUCGGUGACCAGACAAAACUUGAGGACGAGCUCUUUCACAACCAGCAGAUGGCAGAGAACAGCAAGAAGAGAUAUGAGGAGGAGUUGCUGAGGAAAGCAGAACUGGAAAAUGAAUUCAUCAUCACCAAAAAGGAUGCAGAUGAAGGCCAUUUGGAAGCUGUCCAUUUCACUCUGGCGUUGGAAGAUCUGAUAGGACAGCUGGAUUUCCUCAGGAUGGGCUACGAUGAGGAAAUCAAAGAGCUGCAAUCUCAAAUCCAAAACGAGACGGUGGUUAUACGAGGAAAGGCUAAGCGCUCUCUGGACAUGAACGCCAUCGUCGAGGGCGUCAAGGGUCAGUACGCCAACAUCGCUGCUCGUAGCAAAGGGGAAGCGGAGCAUCGGAACCAGAAGAAGAUGGAUGCAAUGGUUUUUGAAGCAGGACAGCGCGAGCAGGAAGUGCGAGAUGUACGCAGGCAGAUCUCAGACACGGCGCGCUUCAUCCAGAGGCUCAAUGGAGACCUGGAUGCUCUCAAAAGAAAGGAAGAGUCUCUGAAGAAGGACGUCGACGACGCAAUCAUGGAAGGAGACCAAAGCUUGGAGGGGGCCCGCAAGGACAUCGGUGAGUUGGAAGAGGCCCUGAGGCGCGCCAAACAAGACGUGGCCGGCCAGAUGCGAGAACACCAAGAGCUGAUGAACCUCAAGCUAGCCAUGGAUAUGGAGAUGGCCACCUAUCGCAAGCUGCUGGAGGGAGAGGAGAUGAGAAUGGAUCAAGUCCUACGCAAUUCAGUCCAGGCAGCCAGCACCCAAUUGGACUGACGAGUGGAGUCAAAUGGUCCUUUGUGACUCAUCACGCGAGCAGCAGUGUCGCGUUACAACAUCGGCUGAAGAUUUCAGGGACUUUGAGGACUUUUUUUUUUUUUAAAUAUGUCAUAUUGAGUUUUGGCUUCAGAUACUGUGUAAGAUUUUAAAAAAAGGUGUUUGGGUACAUUAAUUAAGGCUGUAAAGCAGCACUUGAUUAUGAUUUAUAAGAUCCAUUUUUGGUUUGUCCAAUAUUGUCACGACUCGUCCUCGGUUGUUUUCUUCUGUGUAGGUUGUCGUGGUUUCCGUCUGUGUACUCGCCCCUCCCCUCCUGUUGUCACCUCACAAGCGAUGUCAUCACAGUCACCUGCCGCCGCUCGUUAGCUGUCUCGUAUUUAAGUCCUGCCCGCGUGUCGCUCCACCCCCGGUCGGGUCGUUGAUGUCGUUUCUUUUAGUGCCUGUCUUUGCCAGUUCUGUUUCGGUUAGCCAGUGUGUCGGUCGGCGGGUCGGUUACGUGAUGUCAGUUUGCCGGUUGUGGUAGUUUGUUCCCGGCCGGCCUCAUCCUCCCUUCCAAGCUGCUCCAUUCCGAUCCUGACAACUAUACAGUAGGUCAAACGUGCGAAUUGACGACAUUUGUCUUACCUAAACGAAAUAAAGAAACUGACCUAUCGCUCAGACAUUGUAAAGAGGAUCAAAUACAGUCGAUAAAUGUGGGUACAUGUUGACUGCUUGAAAAAAAGCGCAGUCCAACUUUGUUCUUUGGUUUUAUAAGUGUUCAAAAUAAAUGAGGAAAGCAAAUGUCCCUGACAAAAGC